UUCUCUUCAUAAAAAGCAUUAUGGCAGUGGUUUCAAGAUGUUCAAGGUGGAUAAAGACUUGUAUAAACGAUCUUAAAAUGUUUGGUGGAAAUAAGCAGUAUCCAGAACAACUAAAAACCAAUGAAGGAGCGGACAGUAUGCACAUCCAACCUCUGAGAGCGGGGAGUACAAUGAAAGGUGGACACCAUAAACAACUUGUAAAAGAAAAAGAAUUUCGCAAAUACUUUGCCAAUUCUUAUGCUUAUGGUAUACAUGGUGAAAAAUGGCCUACUAAAACAAUUCUACUGUACAGAUACAGCUCAAAUGCAACAACCAAGUAUCAGGACAUUCCUGAGGACACCUGGAAAAGGUUAGACAAUGAACCAAAGAUAAACGAUGUCGACAACGGAAGACAUGCUGAACUAAUUAUGAUAGAAGAUCUCAGGAAAAUUCAAGAUUACCUUUACAUUCAGCCAAUUGACUAUGAAGGACGUUAUAAUGCUAUACUCAGCUUAGAAGUCAUUCUAAGCUACUCACCAUGUGCAGAUUGUUCGAAAAGAUUAUGUUUGGAAAAGGAAGAAAUGGAUAAAAGAGUAAAACAAAGUAAAAAAAAAUACUUUAAUUCUGUACAAGAGAAUUUGUCUGCUGUAAGCCCGACAACAGAGGUAGAAGAAGAAGAAACAAUUAAGAUGAAAAUAACUUUUUCAAACUUCUAUAUGCAUAAUGAGAUUAGUAACAAGGAAGGUUUGAAAAAUCUCUUGAAAAGUGAUAUAAAGCUUGAUAUCUUUACAGAUGAUAACUGGAAAUAUUUCUUUAACGCUGCUGGGUUAGUUACUAAGAGACAAAUAAGAGAAAAAGCGGACAAGAAAAUUCUACAAGACCUUUAUAAAGAAUUAGUUGAUCGAACAGCGACUCAUAACUGGGAAGAACUUUACCAGAUCUAAUAGAUUUCAGUGAAAUUGAAUUAAGAGUAACUUUUGUGGUAUUUUUAUUUGGGUAUUAUAAUGACUACUAUAGACGUAAAACAAAUUAAUAUGUCAGCUACUAUAAUAUAUAUCAAAUUAUAUAUCAAAACAAAACUCCUAAAAUAAUCUUUUUUACUAAUAAAUCUAUCAAUUUAUA
Mytilus californianus (California mussel) is the source of this 1101-nucleotide messenger RNA. RefSeq lists its product as uncharacterized. The transcript has 3 exons. Gene Ontology annotation, molecular function: cytidine deaminase activity; RNA binding. The record is from RefSeq and is a predicted model, not a curated record. Gene Ontology annotation, biological process: cytidine to uridine editing. Bases 21 to 923 code for a protein of 300 amino acids. Lineage: Eukaryota; Metazoa; Mollusca; Bivalvia; Mytilida; Mytilidae. Gene Ontology annotation, cellular component: cytoplasm; nucleus.